GAGUGUUUAAAUAUAACAGUAAAAUGGUGUAAACUUAACAUGCUUAUAGUAGUAUGUAGGAAUUGUGUAUGACUGCUUUCGUAAUCUAAUGAAUCAAUGCAUACACAGCCUCUAAAGAUUUUCAAUGGAGACUAAUUCGUUGGAUAAAUCAAACAAAAUGGCCUUUGUGAUAGGAUAUACAGGAGAGACGGGUAAAUCAUUGAUCCAAGAACUCAAUAGGAGAAAACUGUUUAAAAAAAUAGUUCUAAUAGGAAGGAGGGAAGUUCAGUUGGACAAGGAUUUAGGUCCAGAAUUCGAACAAAGAGUUGUUGAUUUUGAAAGACUAACUGAACAUAAAGAUACUUUUCAAGGCCUUGAUACAGGGUUUUGUUGCCUAGGAACAACAAAAGGAAAGGCAGGAAAAGCUGGAUUUAUAAAAGUAGAUCAUGAUUAUGUAGUUAAUUCUGCAGAGGUGGCAAAAUCUGUAGGAUGCAAACAUUUUUUGUUAGUAUCUUCAUAUGGUGCAAAAAAGGACAGUUUUUUCCUGUAUCCUAAAACAAAGGGUGAAGUUGAAGAUGAACUGAAGGCAAUUAAUUUCGACAAUUUAUCAAUAUUUAGACCAGGAUUGUUGUUGUGUGAUAGGGAAGAAAGUAGACCAGGCGAGUCCUGUUUUAGAUGUUGCUGGAAACCGAUGCCACAGUGUAUUGUGAAAGCAAGUGCAAUUAGCACAGACAAUUUGGCUAAAGCAAUGGUGUACAAAGCUACUUAUCCAUCUGAAAAAGUUGAAAUCAUUGAAAAUAAACAAUUAUAUGACUUUAUCUAAAUGAGAUCUGAUAAAACAUUUCACAUAUAAAUUAACUAGCAAAAAAAUUCAGGACACACAAGGCAGGAAUUAUAUAUAGAAACGUUUACUCUGAUCUUAUAAGAAGAGGAUUAUAAAUACCAGAUGAAUAUUUUGUUUGCUUAUUAAGGAAUGUUACGUGGAUCUGAGCAUACACCAUAAAAACCAGCAUAUCUUUGUCGUGCAUUCAAUUAUUUAAAAUUGUUUAAAACUUUGUAUCUGUCAAACGUCAAAACUGUUGAGAUAGUCAUUAGAAUAAUGCAGUAUUUGAAUAUUCAGAGGGGCAGAAGUAACGAAUAACUUCUUUCCAGUAAAUGCUGGGUUCAUAAUGUAUCAUUUUUAGCCUCUGUGCUCACACUUUUACCAGCUAUCGGUACGCAGAAACAAAAGAAUUUGUGUACCCGAUUACUAUAAAAAAAAAAAAACGCUAUCAUGAUCAGCAGAUUGUUGUCUGUAAUUAAAAUUGCCAUUGGAAUACAUUGGAUUUCUGCAAUCGUGAACAAAAGAGGUUGAUCUGUGUUACCUUUUGUAGCUGUUGUACCGACAUGUGGUAGUAUGGUGUUUCCAUGGUAGCUGAAAUACUCUUGUAAUGGAUUGAAAUUAAACCGUAUCCUACGCAA
Messenger RNA from Mytilus californianus (California mussel), 1440 nucleotides. RefSeq names its product oxidoreductase HTATIP2-like. The record is from RefSeq and is a predicted model, not a curated record. The transcript is spliced from 6 exons. Gene Ontology annotation, cellular component: cytoplasm. The coding region runs from base 125 to 802 and encodes 225 amino acids. Gene Ontology annotation, biological process: import into nucleus. NCBI's taxonomy places the organism in Eukaryota, Metazoa, Mollusca, Bivalvia, Mytilida, Mytilidae.